GGCGGCGAGAAGCGGCGGGCGGAGGUUUGGCUCGGGGUUUCGCUGCCCUUCUGCGGGUUCCACUCCAGCUGGCCGGGACUGGGCGCUGGGAGUCCGGGUGGCUGGGGCAGCGCGCAGCCUCACUCCCCACGGUGCUCCCGGCGCGGAGGCGGCGGCGGCCCAGGCAGACAAUGAACUUGGAGCGCGCCGAGCUCUGGCAGGUUUGGGCCCGCACCACUUGGUCGGGCCUCCUCGCUCCAGGGGCAGUCCCCAGCAGGAGGCGUCCCUUUCUCUAAGCGGUCCUGGCCGUGCUCUGGGUGCCCAGGGCGCUUGGGGACCCUGCGGGAACGACUGCGGGUGGCGGCGCCGGGGCUCACACGCCCCCUCCCUAGCCAGAGCGAAUGUGGCCCGAGCUCCGAGACAGAGAGGACCGGGUGGUGGCGUGGUGGCGCUGUGGACAGCUGGAGGCCGGCGGAGGACGCACGCCGCGGGGCACGCACCAGCUAGCUGUCCCGCAGAAACGCCCCAAGGAUUCAGAAUCCGCGCGACCCUGGGCCACUUAGCCCUGGAAGCUGAGGGCGGAGGACAGCUGGAUAUAGGACCAAUGGACAGACAGGUCGACGAUUUUCUGGAGCGAGCUCGCCGCGGGCAGACCUGGGGACCGGGGUUCUCCUAGCCGUGUUCAAUGCCCCUCCCCCGCACACUUUGGGGGAAGUUUCCAGGCGCAGCCUGGGGCAGGUCACCUGCCAUUCAUGAGAAUCUGCUCCCCAUGAAGAGAAAACAUUCUGCAGGAAUGCCAGUCUCCCCAUCAGUGAGGAUCCCAUGAUGUCUUCUAAUCUCCAGUGUGACUCCAUGCUCUCCGCUGACGCCACCCCGACUUUCUUUGGUGCCAUGGGAAAAACCUGAAGCAGGAGCAGACUUGCUUCCAAACCUGCGGCUCCUUCAGUGUUGCAUGGCUGGUGCAGAACAGACUAUUGGAAUUGGCUUUGUGUGUGUUAUCCUUCGUAUUUGAACCAAAGAACGUGCCUCACUCUCUAGCGCGUCGGUGUCUGCUCUCCUUUGCAUUUGUUUCUGUUGCUCGUGCCUUCUCACCAUCUUCUGUCAUCACAGGAUACCCUUAACGUUUCCCAGCAGACUCCCUGAGGGCUGGUCCAUGGCUCCCUAAGCCGGCUGUCCAAGGGCUCUACCAUGAGGCACUGCAUUAAUUGCUGCAUACAGUUGUUUCCUGAGGAUACACACAAACAGCAGACUGCCUGCCGGGGAGGCCCCCAUCCUAGUCACCAGGUGUGCCCCACUUGCAAAGGAGAGAACAAAAUUCUGUUCCGUGUGGACAGUAGGCAGAUGAACUUGCUCGCUGUUCUCGAAGUGAGGGCUGAAGGCAAUGAGAACUGGGGCGGUUUUUUGCGCUUCAAGAAGGGGAAGCGAUGCAGCCUGGUCUUUGGACUGAUAAUCAUGACCUUGGUGAUGGCUUCUUAUCUUCUUUCUGGGGCUCACCAGGAGCCUCUGAUUCCAUCUCCUUUUCAUUACGGGGGUUUCCCCAGCAACCCCAGCUUGGUGGACAGUGAUAACCCAGGUGACAUGAAAGAGCAUCACUACCAACCUUCUAUAAAUAACAUCUCCUACGUGAAGGACUAUCCAAGCAUUAAACUAAUUAUCGACAACAUCGCUGCCAGGAUCGAGUUUACGACCAGGCAGCUCCCGGACUUACAAGAGCUCAAGAGGCAAGAGCUGCACAUGUUUUCUGUAAUCCCCAAUAAGUUCCUUCCGAACAGCAAGAGUCCCUGUUGGUAUGAGGAAUUCUCUGGGAGGAACACCACUGACCCCUACCUGACCAACUCCUACGUGCUCUAUUCCAAGCGGUUCCGCUCCACCUUUGACGCCCUACGAAAAGUCUUCUGGGGCCACCUGUCACACGUGCAAGGCAAGCACUUCCGCUUGCGUUGCCUGCCACACUUCUAUAUCAUUGGGCAACCCAAGUGUGGAACUACUGACCUUUAUGACCGCCUUCGGCUGCAUCCAGAAGUGAAAUUCUCGGCCAUCAAGGAGCCCCACUGGUGGACCCGGAAGCGCUUUGGAAUUGUCCGCCUGAGGGACGGACUACGAGACCGCUACCCUGUGGAAGAUUACCUGGACCUCUUUGACUUGGCUGCACACCAGAUCCAUCAAGGACUGCAGGCUGCCUCUGCGGAGCAGCAGAGCAAAAUGAACAGAAUCAUUAUUGGAGAGGCCAGUGCCUCUACAAUGUGGGAUAACAAUGCCUGGACCUUCUUCUACGACAACAGCACAGACGGAGAGCCACCGUUCCUGACCCAAGACUUCAUUCAUGCCUUUCAGCCCGAAGCCAAGCUCAUCGUCAUGCUCAGGGACCCUGUGGAGAGGUUGUACUCAGACUAUCUCUACUUUGCAAGUUCAAAUAAAUCUGCAGAUGACUUUCACGAGAAGGUGACGGAGGCUCUGCAGCUGUUUGAAAAUUGCAUGCUGGAUUAUUCACUGCGCGCCUGUGUCUACAACAACACCCUGAACAACGCCAUGCCCGUGAGGCUCCAGGUUGGGCUGUAUGCUGUGUACCUUCUGGAUUGGCUCACUGUCUUUAAUAAGGAACAGUUCCUCAUUCUGCGUCUGGAAGACCACGCAUCCAACGUCAAGUACACCAUGCACAGGGUCUUCGAGUUUCUAAACCUGGGGCCUCUAAGUGAGAAGCAAGAAGCUUUGAUGACUAAGAACCCUGCAUCCAACACGCGGCGUCCUGAGGAUCGGAGCCUAGGGCCCAUGUGGCCAAUCACUCAGAAGAUUCUUCAGGACUUCUAUGGGCCUUUCAACACUAGGCUGGCACAGGUCCUUGAGGAUGAAGCGUUUGCCUGGAAGACACCGUGAGAGCUGAGUGCCUUCUGCAGGAGCUGGGCCUACUGACUCUAUCAUUGCCAUGACCUCAAAAGUCUCCUGGUGGAGAACUGUCACCCACAGAGUGGAAAAAACCACUGGCGCUCCAUCUUCUCCUCCCAAGGCAACAGUUAAUUGGAACUAUUUUGACACUUUUUUCUUGCCAUGUUCAGUAGCUCUGCUCUUGGUCACUGGGCUCUUCUACCUGAAGCCUUGGAAAGUACACGAGGGCUAGGUUUCUGUUUGUUCCCAGAGUGCCUUGGAGCUUAGGAGGGCAGGCUGGCACCCAGUGGGUAGGAAGAGGAGGCUUUGCGAGGCCACAGACCAGCCCUGACCUCCCUACCUCCAGAAGAGUUUGUCUGGGUGUCGGGUUGGACAGCUCUGGGAUCCGAUUAAGCCCAGGCUCACUGGAGGCCGUGCUUUGGGGCUCACCGGAACCACCCUUCAUGUGUCAUUUCCCAGCCCACCUUGCAUAAAUGGCUGAUCCCAUCCAGCAGAGAACGGAGCUGCUUGGAGAAUGGAGGCUCUUUUCAUUUUUGUUCAUAUUCCCACGCCAGCCCUUCCGCGACAUCAGAAAUGAGCCCUCUUCCCUUUGCUACGCCCAAAAGAAAACAAAAUGUCGGCAGCGCGCUCAUCUCUCUGACCUCCUGUUCUGCCCCUGCAGACUUUAUUUAUGCCCAGCAUAGAGAAGGAGCACUCUUGAACAAACUGCGUCUUGAGUUUGACUGGCCCUGCCUCUCUUUUGUGCUCCUUUGGAUGUUUUCUCAAGGAAUUCAGUUUAUAUUUGGAAAGGGAAGUCUUGCUGUUAAUGCCAGAUUAGAGCAACCUCAAGGCAUCGAGCAGUUGGCGGGAAAGGAAGUGAAGACCUCGCCUUGUGUGGAGGGGUCACCAGAGAGCACAUGACGCUUCAGAUUUUGGUUCUGGCUGCCUACAGGCUCCCUCCCUCCAUCUUCCUGUUGGAAGAAUCUUUUAUCCACGUUCUCUGUCAUCUUGGCCGCAGUUCCAUACUCACUAAGGAUCUCAAGACAUGCAUGUCCUCGGAAACACAUCUCACAGACUAAACUUGGGCUAUAUGUGCUGUGUGGUGACUAGGAGAUAGCUUUGCUCCUUCCGGACCUUUCCAGGCCUUUUAGGAACUUGGUUUGCAAUGAAUAAGCUGAAGGUCUUGUCAUCCAGGGAAUACCAGAGAGAACAGCUUAAGCCCAUUUGGCCCGCGGGGCCAGGUGGGAGUGUCACAAAGCUUCUCCCUGGAGCAUUGCCAAGGGGUGCUUCCUGUGAAGCUGUGUCCUCAGGUCAGGAUCCCGUCCACCAGCGUCGCAAAGUGUACACACUACAUACCCGACUGUGACUUGAAUGUGUGAGAAAAGCUGGGCGUUGGCAGCAGAGAAUGUGCAGUUGCUCAGCUACGUGAGUUCUGCUGUCCGCCCUUGUUGGAGAUAGGAUUCUCAGCCCAUUGGAAGGUUCAGAGAGCUCUGGGCAGCAGCAUGGACUGGGUCAGUUCUGCUACUGAAGGGGCUGUGUGUCUUGAAGUCUGCCUUCCAGGACAAUUCCCCCUUUACUCCCAGCCAGCCCUUGGCUCAGCAGCCAGUGGGGAAAUCUGGCUUGAGUACAAGGAUGCUUUGGGACGAAAUGACGAGAGAGAGAGAGAGAGAGAGAGAGAGAGAGAGAGAGAGAGAGAGAGAGAGAGAGAGAAUAUUUAUUUGGAAUACAGAGUGCGUGCGUGUGUGUGUGUGUGUGUGUGUGUGUGUGUGUGUGCGUGUGCAGGUGCACACGCGCGUGUGUGGGUGCUUACACUGAGUGGGUUCCCCUCAGCUAUCUUGCUGAUGAGGCUUCUCCCUCCAUUAGAGACACGAUGCCUUUAUGGAUUAAUUUCUCCACCAGUCAGCCUGUCAUUUCCGGGACAUAUCUUACCGCCCCACACCAACCACGAUUAUAAGAGAUUUUUCUUGCGCGCUCCUAUGCAUGUGAAUAACAUGUAGCGUAAUUCUGCUUCUUACAGAAGUAUUGCCAAAGGUAUUAUUUCCAAUAUUAUUUGGUUCAUCGCUGAUCUUUUUAAAUAUGCAGCCCCUCCCUUUCUUCCAUCUGGGGCUACCCAGACCCGGUUUUCUCUCUAGUGGUCUCUCCCCAGGGCUCACCAGCAUUGCCUUUGCUUAUGCUCGGUUGAGGCCUCCUCUUGUUGAGAGCACAGGUAGUGUUUUGGGUGGUGGCUCUCUAGCCUCUCGCCCCAAACCAAAGCAAAACCCAGACCUGGUACCGAAGACACUUCGUAUUCCCAAAGCGGUGUGCCAGGUUGUAUGAAACCUUCCCUCCCUUUGCCAUGUAAGGUAUGAUAUGCGAGUCACAUUUAUUCUGUACUUUUAUUCAUAUUUAACAUAAUUAAAGAUGGACCCACACACCUGGUGCCUGCGGAGAGUGGGCCCUCCAUCACAA
Peromyscus californicus insignis is the source of this 5289-nucleotide messenger RNA. RefSeq names its product carbohydrate sulfotransferase 15 (gene Chst15). Gene Ontology annotation, molecular function: N-acetylgalactosamine 4-sulfate 6-O-sulfotransferase activity. The coding region runs from base 1168 to 2853 and encodes 561 amino acids. Gene Ontology annotation, biological process: hexose biosynthetic process. NCBI's taxonomy places the organism in Eukaryota, Metazoa, Chordata, Mammalia, Rodentia, Cricetidae. The transcript has 8 exons. The record is from RefSeq and is a predicted model, not a curated record.